Amphimedon queenslandica is the source of this 1293-nucleotide messenger RNA. RefSeq names its product extracellular protease-like. Lineage: Eukaryota; Metazoa; Porifera; Demospongiae; Haplosclerida; Niphatidae. The transcript has 2 exons. The record is from RefSeq and is a predicted model, not a curated record. The coding region runs from base 84 to 1172 and encodes 362 amino acids. Gene Ontology annotation, molecular function: metalloendopeptidase activity.
GACCAGUUGUCUUGAAUCACUUCUGACUGAAGAUACAAUCUCCUCAAUAGAAGGACAUUGUCUAUAAUCUGAGGAAAGGAAUCAUGAAGACUCUACUCUUCCUAUUCUGUCUGGUCAUUUACCUGGCCUUUGCCAUCAGUGCAGCUAAUAAACAGCCAAUCUCUCUUCAAAUGGAUUGUAGCAAACAAUCUUCUACAGUUGCUUGCUCUUUCGUCUUCACUAACAAUGGAAAAGAGGAUCUUUAUCUACUUAAACGUGACACUCCUAUUGAAGGACUAUUCUCACCAUUUAUUGAUGUCUCUCUACACGGCAGUGAACCUAUUCCAUACCAAGGAAUAAUAGCCUAUCGUCUUCCUCCUACAAAGGAUGAUUUUGUUCUCUUGAAGGUAGGUGAGAGUGUUUCUGCAACGGUUGCAAUCACUAAUGUCUUUAACAUUGACACUGAUGGCCUCUACAAUAUACGGUACAGUAAACCAUUGGAGUACCUGACAGUAGAUGAUAUGAUUCUGGAGUCUGUGGAUGAGCUCAAGGAAUUGACUGUACAUGAGUCCGUGUACGUCAGUCUGGAAGAUACUCAACUACUCGUAAAACCAAAAGAACCUGAAGAACCCAAACUAGGCCACACCGUUCACAUUCAAGAUUGUGCCACGGCUAACUUUGUUGUUGAAACUAAUGAACACAUUGCUGAUACAAUGAAUGUGCAUAAGAGACUCUGCAGCAAGAUUGACGUAGCUAAAAGUAAAGUUCGAAAUGGUGGAGCGUAUUCGAUAUGGUUUGGUGCCUAUUCUCCUGAUAGAGCAACUAAAGUCACCGAGACAUUAGACAGAAUUAAAACUGGACUUACAGAUCACACAAUCACAUAUGAAGAUGCUUAUGAUAGUUGGCCAUGUGCAACUUAUAAGGCAGUAACCUGGACCUUUAGGAGCUAUCCUGUUAAACCAUAUACCACUGUCUACUUAUGCCGAAAUUAUUAUAGAAAUCCAACUUAUUGUUAUUAUAGUACCUACACAAAGGAACGGUUUAUAAUGAACGUAUGGGCUCAAGCUUUAGGCUAUACAGAUUAUGCUGCUGACUAUUAUAGUUCAUGCAGGAAAUUGGCUCAGAAUGACCCUGAUACAGCUGUUACAAAUAGUUACAAUUACGGGUUUUUUUACUGCUAUGCUAUACGUUAAGCUAAUAAGUUGGUCCUCAAGUCAAGAACUUUGAUAAGAACUCAUUCAGUACUAUUCUGCUACAUGUAAUAAUAAAUAUUAUUGUCACAUUUCAUAUCAUAUUUUUGGCUAUCAAUUAUAA